Messenger RNA from Guyanagaster necrorhizus, 1576 nucleotides. RefSeq lists its product as uncharacterized. Bases 89 to 1411 code for a protein of 440 amino acids. The transcript is spliced from 2 exons. Gene Ontology annotation, cellular component: membrane. Gene Ontology annotation, molecular function: GTP binding. The record is from RefSeq and is a predicted model, not a curated record. NCBI's taxonomy places the organism in Eukaryota, Fungi, Basidiomycota, Agaricomycetes, Agaricales, Physalacriaceae.
GCGUCGUUCUCUGCUAGGUGCCGAGGUUAGAGGCUCGACGAUUUAUCCAAGGAACCUUCGCUAGUUCGCAGAAAGCUAUUGUCAAAACAUGGGCGGUGGCAUAUCUCGGCUGUUUGGAGGCCGCAAGGCCAGGCCCAAUCCGACAAUGUGGGCCAUCGAAGAACAGCAUAGAAGAGAGGCGGCGGAGAGAGCAGAAGCUCAACGACGCCAGCAAAUCGAACGAGAGAGGCAGGAGCAGGCCGAAAGACUGAGGCGGGCGCAAGAGGAAGCGUGGAGGGCCGCCCAAAUUGCGGAGCAGCAGAGGCAGGAACAAGCCGAAAGACUGAGGCGGGCGCAAGAGGAAGCGCAGAGGGCCGCCCAAAUUGCGGAGCAGCAGAGGCAGGAGCAGGCCGAGAGAAUCAGAGUCCAGCAGGAGGAGGUCCAGAGGGCGGCUCAGAUAGCAGCGCAGCUCGAGAGGGAGAUGCAAGAGCAAGCCGAAAUUGCCAGACGAGAACACGAGGCUGCUCAGAGGGCUGCUCAGGCCGCUAACGAGUUGCAAGAGCAGGUGCGCAAGAAGGAAGCGGAGAUGAAGAAAGCGAUGGAGGUCCAGGAGGUGAUGGAGGCGAAGUGGAAAACAGGUAUUCGUCCAGUCGAAUGGCCUUCCAAGGAGAAAUACGAGGCGACGAAACGUCGUUUUUACAAGGAGGGCAAGUUUCAUCUCGCCAUCACUGGAAUUUCGGGAACGGGAAAAUCGUCUCUCAUCAAUGCCUUUCGAGGCAUUUGGGAUGAUGAUGAAGGUGCUGCUAUGACUGAUAUCGUCGAAAGCACGUCGGCGGUUACUCCCUACCCUGAUCCGAAUCCCGCCCACCCAUUCAUCUGGUUCGACGUCCCGGGAUCCGGAACGCUUGCGUGCUCUGAUUGGACCUACUUCAACGACCAGGGUCUCUACAUUUUCGACGCCAUAAUUGUCCUCUUCAAUGAUCGCUUCACUGCCACAGAUAUCGCUAUUCUCAGGAACUGCGAGCGAUACAAUAUCCCGACGUAUAUCGUUCGCUCUAAAUCUGACAUCCAUAUUGCGAAUAUCAUCCAGAGGAAGAGGCGGUCAGCUGGUGCCAAGGUUAAUCUUGCCAAGAUUCUUGACGAGGCACGCAAGGAGUACAUCGUGAGGACCCAAGAGAGCGUCAGGUCGAAUUUGAUGAGGUGCGAUCCUCCUAUCCGGUCGCAGAAGAUGUAUGCAGUCUCUCGGGAUACAUUGACGACCAUUGUACGAGAGGAGCCGUUGGAUGAUAUGCUUGUGCUGAACGAGGUAGAUUUGUUGGGCGAUAUCCUUCAGGACGCGCAUUCACGACGAGUGGCAGACAAGUCUUAUGGUUCGAUGUCGGAUCUUAUGAAAAAGGCCGGGUUAGACAUUUUUCGAUUAUUUACAAACUAGUUUCUUCUCUUAGUUUUUUUUUCUCUCUCUGUAUACAUUAUGGUACGAUGUUGGUCUCCAGUUUGUCUUUAGCUUCGGUUCGACUUUAACCUGUCCACUGUCUCGUGUUAGUUCAAAUUCACAUUGUUCAGUAAAGCAUUCGUUGGGCUUGAGCGUUCGUUUGCU